AAAAUUUUUAAUAAAUAUUUUUCAUAUCUAGAAUGUAUAUAUUUUUGUCUUUGUUUUAGUUAUUAUUUUCAUUAAUAUCUCUGAAUAUUCUUUAAAGUCCUUUUCAGAUCUGAAGUAUGGAAAUCUUUGUUUGAUGGCUCUAUGCACUAUUUUUAUUGGCUUUAGGAUUUUGUUUUGUUUUGAUUCAUUGUGAGACCCCUUCUAGGGACUGAUCUUCCAUGGUAGUCCUGUAUGUUUCCUAUGUGGGGUGUGUUUGUGUGUGUGUGUUAUGAUAGACUCUGCCUGGUUCCAAUAGAAUUUACCAGUUCUGAACCAGUGUAAAUUCAAUUUCUUGGCUUAGGGUUCCCUUUUAUGAGGAUAAUGUGAACUUGGGCCUUGUAUCUGCUUGAGCCAUAGAGAAGUGUAGGCUUGAGGAUUUGUCUUUUAUUUUUUAAUUUAUUUUUUAUUUUUAUUUGAGACAUAGUCUCACUCUAUUGCCCAGGUUGGAGUGCAGUGGCGUGAUCUUGGCUCACUGCAAUCUCCACCUCCCAGGUUCUAGUGAUUCUCAUGCCUCAGCCUCUCGAGUAGCUGGAAUUACAGGCAUGCACCACCACAUCUGGCUCAUUUUUGUGUUUUUAGUGGAGAGACGGGCUUUCACUAAGUUGGCCAGGCUGAUUUCAAACUUCUGGGCUCAAGCUGUCUGUCCGCCUUGGCCUCCCAAAGUGCUGGGAUUACAGGUGUGAGCCACUGCACCCAGCUGAGGAUUUUUCCUCUUUCAAGGGACUCUGUUCAUGCCUUUGGCUUGGGGCAGGUGGCUUGCCCAGGCCAAGGUGGGUAAAUACUUCUGGUUUGUGGAUAGGGUGGCACUCCCCUGGAUUCCAGCUGUGUCUUGGGCCUGUGGCGUAGAGUUCUGCCUCUGGAUUGCUGAUAUACUCCAGCGCUGGGGCUGGCAUGAGUUCUGGUCUCUGCCCAGCUUCACCUCCCACCCACCCACUUUUUUUUUUUUUUUUUUUUUGAGACAGGGUCUCACUCUGUCACCCAGGCUAGAGUGCAGUGGGUGCAGUGGCACACCAUCACAGUUUCCUGUAGCCUUGACCCCCCCGGCUCAAGCUAUCCUCCCACCUCAGGCCCCCCAAGUAGCUGAUACUUAAGGCAUGUGCCACCAUGCCCAGCUAAUUUUUUAUAUUUUUGGUGUAGAUGAGGUUUCACCAUGUUGCCCAGGCUGAUCUCAAACUCCUAGGCUCAAGCCGUCCACCUGCCUCGGCCUCCCAAAGUGCUGGGAUUACAGGCAUGAGCCACUGCGCCCAGCCUUCCACCCACUUGGGGUUUCCUCCUCCCUUUCUGGCACCUGAUGAUUUCUUUCUUUCUUUUGGGGGCUUAACUGUGUUUUACAUUUUUAUCUUUUCAGUGGUUUCUCCAGCAUUUGCAUUGUUUAGAGUGGAAAAGGGAAGGACUUUUAUGUCUUCUCAGAUUACCUUAAUCAGCAGUUUCUCUACACAAGUUAUUUAAUCUCAUUAAGCUUCAGUUUCCUCUUCAAUAAAAGCACUGGAGAAAAUACAUAUGAAAUUCUUAGCACAGUUUCUGGAAUAAAGUAAAUGUUUUUAAAACAGCAUAACUAUUACCACUUUUCAUUAUUACUCUAAUAAUUGUUGUGAUUCAGUUUUUCUUCUCUAAUACUCACAUAUCUCUAUAGGCAUGAUUAUAAUCCAGAAGUUAUUGUAAAUAUGAAAUUUUUUUUUUUGGCCCAGUGCAGUGGCUCACACCUGUAAUCACAGCAUUUUGGGAGGCUGAGACAGGUGAAUCACUUGAGGUCAGGAGUUCAAGACCAGCCUGGCCAACAUGGUGAAACCCUGUCUCUACUAAAAAUACACAAAUUAGCUGGGUAUGGUGGCAUACCCCUGUAGUCCCAGCUGCUUGGGAGGCUGAGGCAGGAGAAUCACUUGAACUCAGGAGGCGGAUACUGCAGUGAGCCGAGAUCAUGCCACUGCACACAGGUCUGGGCGACGUUUCUAUGGAGAACUGCUGAGCCUUCUGGAGCAACAGAAAGUGUUGAGUCAAGCCUGUUUCCUCCACUCCCUCACUGCCGCACCUUCCAGAGAAGUAAAAAAAGUCUCCCUACCAACUGACUGAUGAUUACAAUUUUUUUUAAAUUGAGAAGCAGUUUUCCUUCAACUGUUAGGUGAUCAAAGGUUUAAAAUACAAAAUACUUUGAAGAAGAUCCAUUAACUAAAAAAUUCAUUCAUUAAUCAGCAGUUAGAGAUUGUGGGAUUAGUGAUAUGCUUUUCUAAAGAGUAGAAAAGUCGAAGAUGUCUAGACAGAACUUAGUGGCUUUGACAGUGACUACCCUUCUGGGUGUGGCUGUAGGGGGGUUUGUCCUCUGGAAAGGCAUCCAGCGCCGCCGAAGGAGUAAAACGAGCCCUGUGACCCAACAGCCACAGCAGAAAGUGCUGGGCAGUAGAGAGCUGCCCCCUCCAGAAGAUGAUCAGCUGCACUCCAGUGCCCCCAGAUCCUCGUGGGAGGAACGGAUCCUUAAAGCAAAGGUGGUGACGGUGUCUCAGGAGGCAGAGUGGGAUCAAAUCGAGCCCUUGCUUAGAAGUGAAUUAGAAGAUUUUCCAGUACUUGGAAUUGACUGUGAGUGGGUAAAUUUGGAAGGCAAAGCCAGCCCUCUGUCACUUCUACAAAUGGCCUCCCCAAGUGGCCUGUGUGUCUUGGUUCGCCUGCCCAAGCUAAUCUGUGGAGGAAAAACACUACCAAGAACAUUAUUGGAUAUUUUGGCAGAUGGCACCAUUUUGAAAGUUGGAGUGGGAUGCUCAGAAGAUGCCAGCAAGCUUCUGCAGGAUUAUGGCCUCGUUGUUAGGGGGUGCCUGGACCUCCGAUACCUAGCCAUGCGGCAGAGAAACAAUUUGCUCUGUAAUGGGCUUAGCCUGAAAUCCCUCGCUGAGACUGUUUUGAACUUUCCCCUUGACAAGUCCCUUCUACUUCGUUGCAGCAACUGGGAUGCUGAGACUCUCACAGAGGACCAGGUAAUUUAUGCUGCCAGGGAUGCCCAGAUUUCAGUGGCUCUCUUUCUUCAUCUUCUUGGAUACCCUUUCUCUAGGAAUUCACCUGGAGAAAAAAACGAUGACCACAGUAGCUGGAGAAAAGUCUUGGAAAAAUGCCAGGGUGUGGUCGACAUCCCAUUUCGAAGCAAAGGAAUGAGCAGAUUGGGAGAAGAGGUUAAUGGGGAAGCAACAGAAUCUCAGCAGAAGCCAAGAAAUAAGAAGUCUAAGAUGGAUGGGAUGGUGCCAGGCAACCACCAAGGGAGAGACCCCAGAAAACAUAAAAGAAAGCCCCUGGGGGUGGGCUAUUCUGCCAGAAAAUCACCUCUUUAUGAUAACUGCUUUCUGCAUGCUCCUGAUGGACAGCCCCUCUGCACUUGUGAUAGAAGAAAAGCUCAGUGGUACCUGGACAAAGGCAUUGGUGAGCUGGUGAGUGAAGAGCCGUUUGUGGUGAAGCUACGGUUUGAACCUGCAGGAAGGCCCGAAUCUCCUGGAGACUAUUACUUGAUGGUUAAAGAGAACCUUUGUGUAGUGUGUGGCAAGAGAGACUCCUACAUUCGGAAGAACGUGAUUCCACAUGAGUACCGGAAGCACUUCCCCAUCGAGAUGAAGGACCACAACUCCCACGAUGUGCUGCUGCUCUGCACCUCCUGCCAUGCCAUUUCCAACUACUAUGACAACCAUCUGAAGCAGCAGCUGGCCAAGGAGUUCCAGGCCCCCAUCGGCUCUGAGGAGGGCUUGCGCCUGCUGGAAGAUCCUGAGCGCCGGCAGGUGCGAUCUGGGGCCAGGGCCCUGCUCAACGCGGAGAGCUUGCCUGCUCAUCGAAAGGAGGAGCUGCUGCAAGCACUCAGAGAGUUUUAUAACACAGACAUGGUCACAGAGGAGAUGCUUCAAGAGGCUGCCAGCCUGGAGACCAGAAUCUCCAAUGAAAACUAUGUUCCUCACGGGCUGAAGGUGGUGCAGUGUCACAGCCAGGGUGGCCUGCGCUCCCUCAUGCAGCUGGAGAGCCGCUGGCGUCAGCACUUCCUGGACUCCAUGCAGCCCAAGCACCUGCCCCAGCAGUGGUCAGUGGACCACAACCAUCAGAAGCUGCUCCGGAAAUUCGGGGAAGAUCUUCCCAUCCAGCUGUCGUGAUAGCUGCUUUCCUCCCAGUUAGGACAGGUGGGAAGCUGGAGCCAAGGUUGAAGAGUCGCCUCUUCCCAUUUUAGUACAUCAUUAAUUGUCAAAGCCUGGGUGACACAACUCAGAAUACUAACCUAGACUAAUCCCAGGAUGCUUCUGCUGGAGCAAAGAUAUUGUUUGAAGGAGAGUUUAUGGUUUUGGAUUUUAAACGGGCAGGGUCUUUUUUCCUCUCUUAUUUUUGUGGACAAGAGAGGCCUUCGCCUUUAUUUUUACUCUCCCUCUUCUGCUGUCCCUGUGCAGAGGAAAAAUGAAGAAUUCUCCCAGAAGUGACUUGUCAAGACUUAAAAAAAAUGUUUUUAAUGCAUUUCUUCCUUGUCUAGUGCCUCGGUUUAUCUCUAACAGGGGCUGUCCAGUAUAUCGGUCCUGUUAGGAGGGGAGAAAAAGUUCUUCCAAAGGCUGGAGAAGUGAACAAGGAGUCAAUUCAACUUCAUAAUUAUCAUUUCUUUGGCUUCAUGCUCUCCCGUAACUCAUGUGGUUGGGAUCCAUCCCAUCUGGGUCACUUCAGUCUACUUCACGUACUUGAAAAGGCUUUCCUUUACACUUCCAGGACCAAACAGCAACUUCCUGCCACACACUUCCACCCUAUCACUGGGAGAAAUCCUUUUCUGAAAAUGAGCCUUUGACCUGGGUGGGGCAGAAAGAACCACAAACUCCAUCUCCCAAUAGAACUUUGAAAUUCACUCAGCUUUUCCUUUCAUGCUGUUUGUUGCCUGCUUGUUGCACUCCUCCUGCCCCAGAACUGCAAGAUUUUUAGCUUCACCCCUUUCUGAGAGUAAUGUUAUCUUUUAUCAGAAUCAGUAUCAGUUCCCCUGUAUUCUGUGCUUCAUCGAAUUUGCAAGACUGACCUCUUUUAAGCAUUUAAUUCACUCCCAGAGUCAUCUGGUCAGGUUGCAAUAUGAGGACUUCUCUGUCUCCUCUGAAGCCUGGGACACUGAGCUUACUUAAUACAUUAGAUGUUCAAAAGAGGAGCGUUGUUUCAUCUUUCAAAAUGUUAGGCCAUCACUUUGAGUAUAAAAUCGACUUAUUAAUGAUUAGUAAUUUUUCUAAAGUAUUGGGAAAACUUUCUUAUUUUAUAAGAUCUUAACAAGCUUAAAAAAGAAUUUUAUGACCAGAAUCCAACAAGAGCUCUAUUUUGGAAUUGUGCCCAAGUUGGUGAUGUUUACUCUAAAAUUGAUAAUAAAACUACUUGUAAGCACAA
This is a messenger RNA of Gorilla gorilla gorilla (western lowland gorilla), 5397 nucleotides long. RefSeq names its product exonuclease 3'-5' domain containing 2 (gene EXD2). Lineage: Eukaryota; Metazoa; Chordata; Mammalia; Primates; Hominidae. Gene Ontology annotation, biological process: nucleobase-containing compound metabolic process. Bases 2286 to 4151 code for a protein of 621 amino acids. The transcript has 10 exons. The record is from RefSeq and is a predicted model, not a curated record. Gene Ontology annotation, cellular component: cytoplasm; nucleus. Gene Ontology annotation, molecular function: nucleic acid binding; 3'-5' exonuclease activity.